AUUCAAAUUAUUCAUUUGAUAAUGAAUCAGUUCAUUCUAGACUAGAGCUGAAUGCAGUAGUUAUUGAUUUCCAAUUGACAGAACGUUAUUGUUUGUAAUUUUGUUAACUAACUGUGGAUUUUUUUCUUGUUAGAUUUUUAUAUAUCCAACUUUGAAUCGUUUGGUUGAAUAUCGAUCUUGAAUCAGAAUAAUCAUUUCGAAUUUUCAAUUCAAAUCAAUUACCUCAACAACUAUUUUAUUGUUCGCGAAAUAAUUUUUACAAUUUAUUACGUGAGAUUAACUAACAACAGUGAAUAUAACAUCAGAUAACAGAACAUCCACAUUUGUGCAUAUUUCGAUUGUUAAGUGUUAUAACUUAAUCAGUUUUUGGAAAGUUUGGAAAAUUCUCACACGCAGGCUUUUCUAUGUCUUCAAAUCGUCUGCUAAAAGACGAUUUGAAAUGCUGCACGAACUAGAGAUGGCUGGGAGAGCAUUGUGUUGCAACGGGCGACACAGGACCGAGUUUGCAACUUUGGCUCAGCAUGAUCAGCCCUUGCAACAAGUUGUGACAACUUACGAAGUGGUCAGGAUUGUAACGAAAAUCAAAAUGGGAAGUUUCAACUCAGCACCGAAAAUAAUGAAUGAUGACAAUCAGGACGAUGACCUCAAUCUUCCAGCUAGGAUGACACACGAAGAUUUCCUCAAGCAUUGCAGAAAAAACUUGGAAGACACGCCUCUGGUUUCCAGAAGUUUUGUUGAUAUUGAGCAUCCAGAAAGAGAUGACAUCACAAAGCUCUCAUCUAAAAUAAGAGUACUGCAAUGGAACAUCUUGUCUCAAGCUCUGGGAGAAGCCGUUGACAACUUUGUUGCUUGCCCUAAUUCCGCUUUGAAAUGGAGAAGACGCAGGCAACAACUGUCUGAAGAAAUAGUCAGAUACCAACCAGACAUCAUCUGCUUGCAGGAGGUUGACCAUUUCAACUACUUCCAGAAGACCCUCUCAACACAAGGCUUCAAAGGCAUCUUCUUCCCGAAGCCCGAUUCGCCAUGUAUAUACAUCAAGGACAACAAUGGCCCCGAUGGAUGUGCUAUAUUCUACAGGGAAGACCGAUUCGAUCUGGUUCGCUCAGAGAACAGAAUCUUGGAAGUGUGGACGGUUCAAAGUAAUCAGGUUGCCGUGCUAGCAAUUUUGAAAGAACUGGAGUCAGGCCAGGAGUUGUGUGUGGCCACGACUCACUUGAAAGCGCGGAGCGGUGCGCUGCUCUCAACUCUGCGCAACGAGCAAGGCAAAGACCUGUUGGACUUUGUGCAGGCCAACGCCGAACAACGCCCCGUCAUCCUGUGCGGCGACUUCAACGCAGAACCCAUCGAACCCAUCUACAGCACCGUCCUUGGUCACGACCUCCUCAGACUGGGCAGUGCCUACCGCCACCCCGACGGUCAGGAGCCCGCCUACACCUCCUGGAAGCUCAGGGAAGACGCCGAGGAGCGACACACCAUCGACUACAUCUUCUACUCGGAAGAACACUUUCAGGUCAACUCGCUGCUCCAGUUCCCGACGGGCGAGGAGAUCGGCGAAGGACGGGUCCCCUCCCUCUGCUACCCCUCCGACCACUUCUCGUUGGUUUGCGACCUCUCUCUCAUACGAACCAGCGACCCCGAAUCACCUUCCAACUGUUCGCUUUAAACCAUCAUCAUCAACAAUUACUAAAUUUAAAAUCAUCUUAUUUAUAGUAACCACAUCAUUCUCAUACAGAUCUCGUAUUAUUUCAAUUUCGUAAAAUCUCUACUGUCUUUGAGAGAAACAGCUGGAUUUUGACGUUAUUGUAGCAAUUUGGUCUGAUGUUCACGAGAGUAAGGAAUGAACAAAGCACAAAAUCUAUCCAGAUAGGAAGUAUUGGAUUCGUACCUGCAAAGACGUUCAAAUUGUCAAAUGGUGCUUGAAAACUUUUGUGUACAGUCAUUUUCAAAUAAAUUUGUUUCUAUGUUUUAACUAGCUUACGGUACUUCACCAACUAUUUUCCUCAAAACAGUUUAGACAUACUGAUGUACAAUUUAGCUGAAAAAUAUGAUGAGCACUGUGAGCCCUGUAUGAGUUUGUUUUACAACUCAAAUUAAUUUGAUACUAGCUCAAUGUAAAAUGUGAAAUACACUACUUGUAGAACAAUUCAACAUAACACAGAAUCUCUUCUUAAUAGAUGAAAUAUGAAUUAGUAAAACUUAUCACACAAACAAGAUCUUUCUGAAAAUUAAUCAUUGUUGUUAAUAAUUUCGAAAUUAAUUUUAUGUAUAGUCAUGCAUUUACAUAAAUAGUUGAUAAUGCCAUUAGUAUUUUUUUCAAACCAAGAGUGUAGGCUACUUGAUGAAAUUUUGACGCACAAUAUUGUUUAAGUAAGUUACAGUACAAUCAAAAAUAAAUAACAUCUAGAUCUUCCAUAUUUGUGACAUUCACAUUCCAAUAGCAGUUUUUUGAAUGUGUAACACUCAUAUUUUAUUAGUAGUUUAAACGGAACUGUUAUUCUAUAAUACUAUCUGUUUGUUUUACAUUUCUGGAUUGAGAAAUAGAGGUGUUAUCUCCAUUAAUAGAUACUCAUCAGAAACACAAUAAUUACUUUAUUCUAUUUACUACAUCAAUGACUGUUACAGGUUUUUUAGCAGCUUUCUUUAAUUUCAACGUUCCUUCGGACCCGAAUCUAUGCGUUCGACUAUCAUUGGAAAAUAAAAUAUGAUACACAUCACACAUGCGUACAUAUGGUACACAUCAUCAAACAAUCACGAUGCCAAAUCGGUUUCAUGGCACUUAUAUGAAAUGAGACCAUCACUUCUAGAAUGUAGUUGUAAGAAUCAAUCAUGCCAAAACUAUAGAUCACCAUUAAUCGGUUAUUUUUAAUGUGGUAUGGGACUAAGACUGUGAUAAUCGCAACUAGUGUAUUCCAUGAUAAUAUUGUUAGUUGAUUUAAUUAUAAGUAAAGUUUCCAAACUUGUUUUUGGAUAGUACUUUAAACUUUUAGUGAUUUCCUAUAUUUAUGUUCUUCCUUAUUUUUGAAUCACAAAUUAUGACUGUUUGCCAGUUGAAUAAGGUAUUAUUUUUGUACGGUAGGCCACAAUUUGUAAGUAGUGGGAUUAUAUUUAUGUAUUGUGAUGUCAUUUUAUAAUGCUUACAAUAAAUUGAAAAAAUGGUUGAAGAAUCAUUUUGCAUGUAUUGUAAUAGCAAACAAGUUUGUGAAAUAAAAUUCGAGUUGAAA
Molecule: messenger RNA, 3221 nt
Organism: Nilaparvata lugens (brown planthopper)
Lineage: Eukaryota; Metazoa; Arthropoda; Insecta; Hemiptera; Delphacidae
Gene: cu
Product: nocturnin
Exons: 6
Coding region: 440-1663 (407 amino acids)
Molecular function (GO): 3'-5'-RNA exonuclease activity
Source: RefSeq, a predicted model, not a curated record